GAAAUGUCGUACAGUUGAACUUGAGGCAGAGUUGAGGAGGAGGGAAGGAGGCGUCUAAAGUUGAGAGAACGCUGCAUUCCAGGUCAACGGGCCUGCUAGGAGAAGGGAUUGCUGCCUCCUUUGAGAGAGCACCAUGGCUCACAACAGGUCACCUCUUGUUUUGACCGCUGCAGAGGAAGAUGCGGUGAUCCGAGACCGGCUGAUCACGAGAACUGGCAUGACCGCACCGAUCACCUGGCAGAAAAAGGUCAUGCAACGAUUUGCUGCUCUGUCUGCUAGCCUGGUGUCAGACGCGAGCCUUGAAGAGAGUGACAAGUUAUUUGACGGUCUGUUGGAUGCAUUGAAAGUCAUGCUGCUGCCAGUGCAGAAGAGCUUCCAGGGAGUGGAGGCAAGCCGGAGGGACGAGAGGCUGGCGCGCGAGCUGCACGAAAAGACGCUGCAGGAAAUUGCAAAUACUUCUGCAGAGAUUGAGCGGCUGAAAACUGAGCUCGACACAGCCAAGAUCGAGCGGAAAAACCUGGAGGAGUGCGAGACGAUCAGGGAGACGGUGGCUGCUCAGCCCUCCAGGGCGCAGUCAACUAGAAGCAUAGAAGAGACGCAGAGGGAGAUUGCUGAGAUGGAACGAGAGAUCGCAGCGGCGGCUUUGGCAUUCUUUCACAGAAAGAAACAGUUUGCCUUACUAAUGCACGUGAUUGACAGCAUCCAGACAGAGAUACAAGAAGAGAAGUUCCUCGCAAUCGUGCGGAAUCAGCAGGAUCAAGAGCAAGGACGCGAAGCAGCUGUAUUGACGGAGCCAGGUACAGACCCGAUGCUUGUGGACGAAGGUUGACGGGUUUAGGGGUUGAUGGUACUGGGCGGAACGCUAUCGUAGCAUCUUGCUCAAUAAGCAGAGCUUUACACGCUCAUUGCUUUGCUUUAUGUAACAUGCAAAUCAUUAGAUCAGUCGAGGUCUCAAUGCUAGUGUGCGAGCAAUCUUAUUGAACAUCAACGCAUUGCAAUCACGAUUCUCGGCUUCCAAGGACAGUACAUCAUACACCUAGUGCAUUGUCAUGGUAGUAACUACACCGAUGCAUAUCCAGCUUGAAUAGAAACAGUCAUUCGAGCCUGGCUGCGCCACUGGCAGGCCCGGGCGGUCCGGGUGCUCGA
Molecule: messenger RNA, 1146 nt
Organism: Klebsormidium nitens
Lineage: Eukaryota; Viridiplantae; Streptophyta; Klebsormidiophyceae; Klebsormidiales; Klebsormidiaceae
Source: the annotation of a GenBank genome assembly